Molecule: messenger RNA, 759 nt
Organism: Hirsutella rhossiliensis
Lineage: Eukaryota; Fungi; Ascomycota; Sordariomycetes; Hypocreales; Ophiocordycipitaceae
Product: ribosomal protein l7Ae/L30e/S12e/Gadd45 family domain-containing protein
Exons: 2
Coding region: 1-759 (252 amino acids)
Biological process (GO): rRNA pseudouridine synthesis; snRNA pseudouridine synthesis; ribosome biogenesis
Cellular component (GO): box H/ACA snoRNP complex
Molecular function (GO): box H/ACA snoRNA binding
Source: RefSeq, a predicted model, not a curated record
AUGGCCGCCGAGAGACCCGAGAAGAAGGACAAGAAGGACAAGAAGGAGAAGCGCAGCGAAGAGGCCGGCGUGAGCAAGGCCAAGAAGGACAAGAAGGAUAAGCGGGACAAGAAGGAUAAGCUGGCCGCCGCCGUCGAGGGCUCGCUGCAGCUGCAGGAUGCCGCGUCGCCGCUGAAGGCCAAGGCGGCCGACGCCGACGACGAUACCGACAUGGAGGGCCAGGACGUCCAGGACGCCGGGCCCCUGGAGAGGACGGUUGUGCCGUUUGCGGUGCCCGUGGCGGAUGAGAAGGGCAUGAAGAAGGUCUACAAGACUAUCCGGAAAGCCGCCAAGAACGGCACCCUCAAGCGCGGCGUCAAGGAAGUCGUCAAGGCCCUGCGCAAAUCCCCGCCCUCGGCCCCCGGCUACACCUCGUUCCCCGGCCUCGUCGUCAUCGCCGGCGACAUCUCCCCGCAAGACGUCAUCUCCCACCUGCCCGUCCUAUGCGAGGACCACAACGUGCCUUUCAUCUUCGUCACCUCGCGCGCCGAGCUCGGCGCCUCGGCCAAGACCAAGCGGCCCACCAGCGUCGUCAUGAUCAUGGAGAAGCUCGAGGCCGCCGCCAAGAAGAAGCAGCAGGCAAAGGACGCCGACAAGGACAAGGAUGCCGAGGGCGAGGCCGACGAGGCCUUUGCCGAGUCGUACGCCUCGCUGGUCAAGUACGUGCAGAAGGAAUACGCGAGGCAAGCCUUUUGGGCCAAGGGCGAGUCAAAGGCAUGA